ACUGACUGCAUCUCGACUGCUGAUGCCUGUAUUGAGCCGAGAGGUGCAGAUGCGGUGUGUCUGGGUCCUCCGUCUGGAGUGAAUCCUCUCUGAACUGAAACCAGAGGAAGGACCCCCCAAAAAAACCAUGGACAAAGCAGAAAGGUGUGCCUGUAAUGCUCAGGGGUGAGGAGGAGAGCAGCUGAGGAGGAGGAGAUGGGCUGCACCUCUGCCAAGCAGGUGUCUGCCGUGCCCAACGGUGAGGAGGGCCAGAAUAAAGCCUACAGCAAUGGGGACCUCCUGUCUGAUGAGUACAAGAUGAAAGGAGUGGAGAAAGUUAAGUACAUCAGUGGAGAAGAGGGCGGAGUGGACGGCCAGGACAGCACAGAGAAAAGUGCUCUCCUUGGUAAAGCUGAACACAUGGAUGAAACAGGGUCAAACGGAAAUGGGAAGAUUCUGAGCAUCCACUCCUCUGAGAGUCAGCAGGAAUUCUUCAGGAUGUUGGAUGAGAAAAUUGAAAAGGGCCGGGACUACUGCUCAGAGGAGGAAGAUAUGACAUAGCACUGUGGUCACGUACCCAUCAGUCUCAGUAUGAAAGAACUGUCACUCCAGAUGGACUGUACCAUGUGUUACCAUGCCUGGGGGGGGCUGUUCCUUGUAUGUACUUGCCUGAGAAAAAUGGAUUGAAUCAAGCACCUUCUUGCCCUCCUGAUCACAACCUUAGUUCCUGCUCAUAUAUCAACCAAGAGAGAAACGACCACCAAAAUGAACGAUGGUUCAGUAUUUAUCCAUAUUCAAGGUUUCCCAAAGGGAGAGAACAUUUAAGUUUAUGUCCUUAGUGGAGCCAUUACAGGAUGACAGAGAUCUUGGGAUUUUAACUUGCUUUUUUAUUUUUCUGUUUGGGUAAGUCCUGAAAGUCCAAUAUACAUGGCUGUUACUGAGACUUCCCGUAGACAUUUGAAACAUUCAGACUGCUGCAAAUAUACAUUUCCAGCAGCAGAUGGAACCAGUAGUCUUGUGGACAUUGACUCAAAGUGAAAAUAACGUCUCUAUCUGCAUCAUUUUGAGUAUUUCAUCGUUGAAUGCCUCCCUGAAAAGCCACGCGUUGGAAACUUCCUGCAUUCCAAGACACAGUAUGAACCUCUUUUCUACAGUACGUUGGUCAGUACAGUGUGUUUGUCUGUCCAUGUCUGUUUCUGCUAUGAUGUAGAGUAUUUAUGUUGAAUAAGGCUCAGGGUUGAAGUGUUAAUCUCUGUCUCAUGUGGUCCUUCCUCUCAUUAAGACACUGUUGCACCAUUAAAAAGACACUCAUGCACUCACACAGCAGGGUUAUUGAUGUCCCCUGCUUCAGUAUCUGUCCCAUGUUAACCCUUCAGGGUUGGCAAAAUCACAUACAAUAUGAUUAUGUAUUUUGCUCACCAGUGUUAUGUUGUUGUGUUCAGUUUCUAUGUUGAUUUUUUUUUGUUUUUCUAGAAAAAUAAAAAGUGUUUUCAGUAACUUA
Molecule: messenger RNA, 1480 nt
Organism: Dicentrarchus labrax (European seabass)
Lineage: Eukaryota; Metazoa; Chordata; Actinopteri; Moronidae
Exons: 6
Coding region: 196-540 (114 amino acids)
Source: RefSeq, a predicted model, not a curated record